UGUGCUCCAAGCAAGAACCAACGUAUGCAAGGGCUUGGCUAGAGAGAAAGGAUGAAGUAUAACCAAUGAGAGAAGAAAUGACCCUCGUAAUGCAGCUGAGAUCUUCCCAUCUGGGGCUGGGACAUCUCAGUACAGUUAUGCAACUGUAUUCAUAGUUUCACACUUUUAACAUACAUAGAUUAUGAUCUCACAAUUUUCUCCAUCAAGACUCAUUUCCUGAAACCACUCCCCCAUGGCCCUCUCUUCUUAUCACCACAAGGUUUUUUCAUAUGCCAUAAAACUUUGCAGCCUAUUUUAUGAAAUCCUCCAGAAGCAGAUUUCAAGUACCUUCUAGGGCAACCCAAUGAACGCCAAACCCUUUUAGUGCAUUCAUAGAUAACAUUGAAAAGCAGCAUUAGUAAUUAACCAUGGACUCUGGAACCUUUAGCUGUGGGAGUGGCUGCUCCCUAUCGGACCCAGGCCUCUUCCAGGGCAAGAGUUGUUAAAAUAUUAAAGCAGCUACAGUAUCCACACUCAACCAGCCUUGAAGCACUGAAUAGAAGCAGCCAGAGCUUUGCUCAGUGAAACCAAAAGAUUCCCAAUAUGGCAGGGAAACCAGUUCUUCACUACUUCGAUGGACGGGGCAGGAUGGAGUCCAUCCGGUGGCUCUUGGCUGCAGCUGGAGUUGAGUUUGAAGAAAAAUUUAUAAAGUGUCCAGAAGAUUUGGAAAAGUUAAAAAAUGAUGGGCUUUUGAUGUUCCAGCAAGUACCCAUGGUGGAGAUGGAUGGGAUGAAGCUUGUGCAGUCCAGAGCCAUUCUCAACUACAUUGCCACCAAAUACAACCUCUAUGGGAAAGAUAUGAAAGAGAGACUCCUGAUUGAUAUGUAUACAGAAGGCAUCAUAGAUUUAUAUGAAAUGGUCUCACAUCUGCCACUGACUCCUCCAGAUCAAAAAGAUACCAAGAUGGCUUUGAUCAGAGACAAAACAAAGAAUCAUUACUUCCCUGUCUUUGAAAAAGUGUUAAAGAGUCACGGGCAAGACUACCUUGUUGGCAACAAGCUGAGCAGGGCUGACAUUCACCUGGUUGAACUUGUCUACUCUGUUGAAGAGGUUGAUGCGAGUCUUUUGGCUGACUUCCCUCUGCUGCAGGCUCUAAAAACCAGAAUCAGUAACCUGCCUAAUGUGAAGAAAUUUCUGCAGCCUGGUGGCCAGAGGAAGCCUCCUGUUACUGCAAAAAUGAUAGAAGAAGCCAGAAAGAUUUUCAAGGUUUAGUUAAGUUGGCCUUGACCAAGCCCAUGGGAAACAAACAUCUAAAAUUUUCAAUAAUGAAAUUAUUUGAGUAAAGGUUGACCAUUAUGGGAUAUUAUGGGAUAAUAUGCCAUUUCUGAAUACAUAUGAUAAUUGCAUAAUAACAUUCCUCUGAGAAGUCUU
This is a messenger RNA of Fukomys damarensis (Damara mole-rat), 1410 nucleotides long. Its product is annotated as glutathione S-transferase A1-like. Gene Ontology annotation, molecular function: glutathione transferase activity. Lineage: Eukaryota; Metazoa; Chordata; Mammalia; Rodentia; Bathyergidae. The record is from RefSeq and is a predicted model, not a curated record. The coding region runs from base 583 to 1251 and encodes 222 amino acids. Gene Ontology annotation, cellular component: extracellular exosome; cytosol. Gene Ontology annotation, biological process: glutathione metabolic process; xenobiotic metabolic process. The transcript has 7 exons.